AUGGCUUUAUCGACAGUUUUUUUAUCCGACCUGAAGGCUGGCCGUUGCUCCUCCGCCGUCAAGGUGCGAUUGUUCCGGUUCUGGGAGGGAAGGAAUCUUGAUCAACGGGAACUCAUGUGCAUCAACAUGCUUUUGAUCGAUGUAAAUUCCACAAUUAUGCAAGCUAGCAUCAAUGCCAACCGUGUGCCAGUUUACUGGCCAAAACUCGCCGCCGGUUCUAUGUACUCCCUCUCCGGCUUUGAUUUUUGUCGCUGUGCCCAGGAAUUCAUGCUAAGCGAUUCCUAUUUGCAUGAGCUUAACGCUUCAGGUUAA
Messenger RNA from Eruca vesicaria subsp. sativa (arugula), 312 nucleotides. The record is from the annotation of a GenBank genome assembly. NCBI's taxonomy places the organism in Eukaryota, Viridiplantae, Streptophyta, Magnoliopsida, Brassicales, Brassicaceae.